AGCUUCAGUUGCCAGCUCUUUGCACAGCACAGCCUUCUGCAAAGCUCCACCAGGAAGGAAAAAUAGCACCGUGGUGUCCCGGGAAUAUGCAAGUGAAAGAAAGCACAGAUCUCGGUAUCCACUCGCCAGGAUGGCUAGGCGACCAGGGCUGUGUCAAUGCAUCCUCCAGCGGUGAGAGGAUGGUCUGGCCAAGGGAGCCACCUGCGGUAAGGUCACCAUCUUACUCGCAGGCAUUCUGCCAGAAGAUUGGGGUGACCUGUGUUGUGGGUUUCUCCCAGGAAGAGGCGCGGCUGCACCGGACACCCCAGGGAACUAGCGAUCGUGCAACUUUUCCAGGUGCACGGAAAUACCCUUUCACCUUAUCCCACACUGUCACCCACAGUGUGGCAGGUGAUAGAAGACCCCGGGCUGUGAGGACGAGAGACCCAAUUGCAGGGGUAUUCGUUAGCAACGGGAGGGAACAGAGCACCUGGAAGGGAGGGUAUCCCAGUGUGCCGAGACCCAGCCCAGCACUCGGAUCUCCGAGUUCUCACAGGACAGGUCCUGGCCUGGCGGCACCUGCUGCGCCCUAGUCACCUCUGUAUUCCGAACCUUUCUAAAUGACUACUCCCGAGCCCUGCAGCCUCUCCUUUCCAAGGAACUGGAGGAGGUAGGCUAAAAGGGUAGCAGAAGGGGGUGGGGACAGUAGAGAGACAGUCCCAGCCUUCCCCGCCCUCCACCCCCACCACAACUCAGCAGCCGUCACGUGGUACCCGGAGUGGGAGGGGUGGGGGCAGAAGAGGCGAGACUUUUCUGGGUGCUCCGGAUCGCCAGUAGUUCUUCAAGCCUCGGCAGCCAACUCCUCCGGAGGCGCUGCGCUCCGCCCCAGGGAGCGCGAACCCGAGGAGCCUGGGACCAGCCUCUGGGAGCCCCGGGCGCGGGCGAUGCGGGCGCCGCGGGCGACACCUGCGGCUCCGCUCAGUGGCAGCCGUCGCCUGGGCGGCAGCAUCGCAGCAACUUUUUGCGGAUUGUUCUGGCUUCCAGGGUUGGCGCUGCAAAUUCAGUGCUACCAGUGUGAAGAAUUCCAGCUGAACAACGACUGCUCAUCCCCUGAGUUCAUCGUAAAUUGCACCGUGAACGUUCAAGACAUGUGUCAGAAGGAAGUGAUGGAGCAAAGCGCGGGGAUCAUGUACCGGAAGUCGUGUGCAUCGUCAGCAGCCUGCCUCAUUGCCUCGGCUGGGUAUCAGUCCUUCUGUUCCCCUGGGAAACUGAACUCCGUGUGUAUCAGCUGCUGCAACACUCCUCUUUGCAAUGGGCCGAGGCCCAAGAAAAGAGGCAGCUCUGCCUCGGCUGUGAGGCCGGGGCUUCUCACCCCUGCCCUGCUCUUCAGCUUAGCCCUCUGCUUGGCACACUGCUGAAGGAGAUGCCAACCCCUGCUGCGUCAUCUGUCUGGCCCGCGCUCUCACCUCCCCGAGUCUCUUCUGGGUGUCCUUUGAUUCUGGGUAGACAAAGGGGUCUUUUUGUUCCCUUUCAAGUAACGCAAGAUUGCCAUGCACAAAUACUCUGUAAGCUCUGAACCAAUUCAGUCUGAAUUUCCGUGUGUAGUUGAAGAAAAUGCAUGGAGCGGAAAGCCCAGAUCUUCCCAUCCCAAUCCGCGUAGCCACCGCCAAGGCCAGCCUGGAAGAAUCAGCCCUUAGAAGUCAUUGAGAUAUGCACCUGCCCUUCCCAAAGCCUUGAGCUUCCAUUCUAUCUCUGAUAAGAGUCAGAGUCUAUUGGGGGACUGCUGUAUGAAGGUGACUUCGCUUUUGUGGGAGGGAAGAGCCGGUUUCUGCUCAAGGCUUCUGAACUUGACAUUCACACGUCUUGCUCCUGCAAACCAUUUUCUGUGGUGGAAUCAGCUGGUUUGGUCUCUGAGUCAGUCAGUGGUGACUCAGGACUCAAAGGCUGGGGCUGAGCCUCUCUGGGCCUGGCCUCGGCUUGAAAAGUGCUUAAGAAAAUCUUGUUAGUUCUCCGGGAGGAAGAGUUCCGCCGGGAGGCUAGGAAGAUGAGGGGGCUGCGGGCUGAGCUGGUGCUGGCCUUGGCGGAGCUGAAGUGGGCGCGCAGGCGUUUCUCCUGGUUGGCGUGCUGCAGAGUCAGCCGGCAGCAGAGCACCUCCCAGAACACCUUCCGGAACUGUUGAGAGGACACGUUGUAGAGGAGAGGGUUGACCACGGAACUGAGGUAGAAGAAGGUGUUGGAGAAGGGGAGAAGGAUCAUGUAGGCCCUGAAGUACGGCCUGGUCCAGUCAUGCUUGGGUUUUGCUGCAGCCAUGAUCCGCCGCACCUGGUUUGGCAUCCAGCACACGGCCAGUGUCACCACAAUCAGUCCUGGGCAGGCAAGAACAGGAGAGAAAAAGAGAUGGGGGAGAAAAACAGCAUGAGAACAAAAAUAAAUAAAUAAAACCCAUAAAAUAUUCAGCCCUUGGUUCUGUUGCUUACUGGCCAGGAAACGGUACCAAUUUUUCAACGCUGUGCUUGACGGCUUCUUUUUGCCACUGGCAAAGGAGAAUUUAACGCUGCUUCAAGCUCAGGGGACUUGGCUAUGUUAAAGAGCGUUAAAUGCUUUCGACAGUGUAUUUAUACCUGUGGGUGCCCGUUAAUUUUCAAAAUGUUUUCGUUGUUGCGCGUGUAUCCAGAAAAUAUCUCAUGUUGGCCAUAAAUCUGGUUUUGUCUUUUUUGUUUCUGGAUGGUCCCAUAAGCUAUAGCCAUAUUAGGUGAAAAUGGUAUUGUUUUGUAAACAAUGACUGAAUGAAGAAGAUCCCGUGACAUUCUUAAGUCAAAUGGAAGUUGUUUCUCUUUGGUUAAACAAAUAUAUUUUAUGGCAAUGAUUUUUGCAUCCAAUUCCAGGAGAAGCAAAAUCAGGGACAGAUUAUUAUAGAGAAGUACCACUCAGCCCCCCGCCCCUUGUGCAUGAGACACUGGCUAGCUGGACAGUCACUUGAAUGCCCUCUGCUUGAAUUCCGCCUUACCUAACCACAGCCACUUGUACAGUCCUGACGCAAAACAAGAGAUUUUUCAUAUACAUGUAGAUGAAGUAAUAUAUAAAUAUACGUCCCAAAAGAUAUACACACCUCUAAACAUAAUGCUUCUAUCUAUUUCAGUUAGGCAAUUUCAGAAUCAAUCCCCCUCCUACCUUCACAUGGGAAAACAAAUUAUCCCGAACACCCAAAUCUCUGAAACUCCUUUUGUAUACAGACAGGGGUACACCCUCUGACUCUGUAGCACCGAGCUGCAGUGUGGAUGGCCAGAAAUGAGCAGGUCCUACGGAAGAGGGUGGUACUCUGCUCACCCCCUUCCAGACACUCAUUUGGAUGCCCCCACGCUUUCGUUCUGGCUUACAUGAUCACAGACUCUUCUUUACUCUGACAAACACCUGGAAUCACAAGAUGGUGAGACUUCACCGACCAAACAGGAAAAGAAGCCUUGGGAAUCUUUCGGGCUUUCUCUUCUCAGGAAGCUGAGCAGCCAGAGCAAAAAUUCCCAUGAGAGGGGCUGAUAUCUUAAAGCAAGACUGAUGGGACCAGUGAGAUGGAUGGUCAGCAGUUAAGACCUAAGUUCUGUCCCGAGUACCCACAUCAGGCAGAUCACAAUGUUCUGUCACUCCAGCUGCAGGGGGGAUCUGACACCUUCUGGCCACCUCAGCACCUGAAGUACUGUGCACACUCCUACCCACACAUACAAAAUUAAACAUAAUUUUUAAAAAUUUUUCAUUUUACAAGUAUUCUUCCCAUUCUGACACCAAUUUUCUAGGUAACUACAGAGAAAUAACAACCAAUAGUCACUGUUUCUUGCCUAGAGUACAUGGUAAAUAGAUCAAUAGUUAAUGGUCCAGGGCAAGCAGACAUGUUCAUAAGCCCAAGGUUACCCCAAGUAUCCUGUGGCUGAAGGAGGAUGAGACCUUGACAGUACAUAACUCAGCUGCCCCCAAAGACAAAGCCUCCAAACAGAGCCAUCUGUCAGCAGGGAGGGCCUGGGACACUCUGGUCCUUUGGGAAUUUCUAAGGAUUCCUUCUGUCAAACCUUAGCCAGGGCUUUGAGAUAUAAACCAAUCUGCUUGUUUCUCCCCUUUGAAUUUGCUUUCCUGAGAACAGUCAGUACAUCUAAGAAUAAAAUAGACAAUGCAACGUAUUGAUUCGAUGAAAGAACAAAAUAAAUAAAUAAAUACUAUCUCAAGUCAAAAGCAGAUUCCAAAUCGCCUUGUUACCACUGCUGGAUAAAAACAGCAAAAAUAGACACUUUCUGAUUAAAAAAAAAACAAAACAAAACAAACAAACAAAAAAAACACUUGCACAGGAAGCCAGGACUUUGAGGAGCUCCCAGCCACCCAAGCUGGAUUUGUUUUGAAGUUACAUAGUUCUGAGUGACUAGUUCAGUAUUGAUUAUGAAGGAGAACAGAUGCCUGAUAUAUGAGGAAGCCACAUAUUUUCACAAAGCUUCACGUUGUUUGUUUGUUAUUUGUUUGUUUGUUUCUGUCACUGAGUUUUGCUGAACAAAUCCAGCCAUGAUCUGAGGAUGUGUUCGUUAGAACAUGGAACUCGAGCACACAGCCUUCUGUGCGUGCUCUGCGACACAGUGGGAAGUUGCUCUCUGCAGUUCUAGAAAGCUGACUAGAAGCUCCCUGUAUGUCCCACAGGCUGAAUGUGGCAUAGCUCUGAGAGCCAAUCAGCAAAAGAGAUGAGAGAAGGCAGGGUGGGAAGGGGAGAGGUGUUGGGAGGAGGAGGGGGCACAUCAGGAUGGAGGGGAGAGAUGUGGAGACAGGCAAGAGGUGUUGGGAAGGAGAAGCAUCCUAAAUCUCCUUCCACAGUGCAUUGCCCUCUGCUCUCCUCAUCACCGGCUUACACAUCCUUUCGUUAGCUUCCUGCAUGCACUUGCUCAGCCCAAUCAUCCUUCAUCAUCAUCCCACCGAAAGAAGAUUUUAGUUUAGUUUAGUUUAGGUUUUGUUGUUGUUGUUGUUGUUGUUGU
Onychomys torridus (southern grasshopper mouse) is the source of this 4979-nucleotide messenger RNA. RefSeq names its product LY6/PLAUR domain containing 1 (gene Lypd1). The transcript is spliced from 5 exons. NCBI's taxonomy places the organism in Eukaryota, Metazoa, Chordata, Mammalia, Rodentia, Cricetidae. The coding region runs from base 924 to 1397 and encodes 157 amino acids. The record is from RefSeq and is a predicted model, not a curated record. Gene Ontology annotation, biological process: acetylcholine receptor signaling pathway. Gene Ontology annotation, molecular function: acetylcholine receptor inhibitor activity.